This is a messenger RNA of Galeopterus variegatus (Sunda flying lemur), 1587 nucleotides long. It is a transcript of the gene GSDMA, whose product is annotated as gasdermin A. Gene Ontology annotation, molecular function: phosphatidylserine binding; phosphatidylinositol-4-phosphate binding; phosphatidylinositol-4,5-bisphosphate binding. The transcript has 12 exons. The coding region runs from base 74 to 1414 and encodes 446 amino acids. Gene Ontology annotation, biological process: pyroptotic inflammatory response; defense response to bacterium. The record is from RefSeq and is a predicted model, not a curated record. Lineage: Eukaryota; Metazoa; Chordata; Mammalia; Dermoptera; Cynocephalidae.
ACAGACCAAGCGAACCCCAGGCUCUCACCCCAGACCCAGCUGCCAACAGGACCCAGCACUGCUCCCUGAGACAAUGACCAUGUUCGAAAGCGUCACCCGGGCCCUGGCCAGACAGCUAAACCCUCGAGGGGACCUGACACCCCUCGACAGCCUCAUUGACUUCAAGCGUUUCCAUCCCUUCUGCCUGGUGCUGAGGAAGAGGAAGAGCACGCUGUUCUGGGGGGCCCGCUAUGUGCGCACUGACUACACCCUCCUGGACGUGCUUGAGCCUGGAAGUUCACCUUCAGAUCCAACAGACACUGGGAACUUUGGCUUUAAGAAUAUGCUGGACGCCCGAGUGGAGGGAGAGGUGGAUGUGCCGAAGACAGUGAAGGUGAAGGGGACUGCAGGGCUCUCCCAGAACAGCACCCUGGAGGUCCAGACGCUCAGCGUGGCUCCCAAGGCCCUGGAGACCUUGCACGAGGAGAGGAAGCUGGCAGCAGAUCACCCUUUCCUGAAGGAAAUGCGAGAUCGAGGAGAGAACUUGUACGUGGUGAUGGAGGUGGUGGAGACCGUGCAGGAGGUCACUCUGGAGAGAGCUGGCAAGGCUGAUGGCUGCUUCUCCCUGCCCUUCUUCGCUCCACUGGGGCUACAGGGAUCCGUAAACCACAAGGAGGCUGUAACCAUCCCCAAGGGCUGCGUCCUGGCCUUUCGAGUCAGACAGCUGAUGGUCAAAGGCAAAGACGAGUGGGACAUUCCACAUAUCUACAAUGACAACAUGCAAACCUUCCCUCCUGGAGAAAAGCCAGGAGAGGAGAAGUUCAUCCUUUUCCAGGCAUCUGAUGUUGGGGAAGUACAUGAGGACUUCCAGACACUAAAAGAAGAGGUUCAAAGAGAGACUCAAGAAGUGGCAAAGCUGAGCCAAGUAGGGCAAAGUUCCCUGCUCAGCUCCCUCAGCAAACUUCUAGGCAAGAAACAGGAGCUACAAGACCUUGAGCUCGCGCUUGAAGGAGCUCUAGACAAGGGACAUGAAGUGACCCUGGAGGCACUCCCAAAAGAUGUCCUACUAUCAAAGGAGGCUAUGGGUGCCAUCCUGUAUUUCCUCGGAGCCCUAACAGAGCUAAGUGAAGCCCAGCAGAAGCUGCUGAUAAAAUCCAUGGAGAAAAAGAUCCUACCGGUGCAGCUAAAGCUGGUGGAGAGCACAAUGGAACAGAAUUUCCUCCAGGAUAAAGAGGGUGUUUUCCCCCUGCGACCCGAGCUGCUCUCCUCCCUUGGAGAAGAGGAACUGACCUUCACGGAGGCCCUAGUGGGGCUGAGUGGCCUGGAAGUGCAAAGAUCAGGACCCCAAUACAUGUGGGACCCAGACACCCUCCCCCGCCUCUGUGCCCUCUACGCUGGCCUCUCCCUCCUCCAGCUACUGACCAAGGCCUCCUAACCUGCCUUUUCCAUCUGCUUCCUGCUUCCCUAAUGACUUCCCAAUCUCAUUGUACACCCAAGGGCAUUUCACAGCCACCAGGCUAAGGAUAACUGAAAUCCUAUCUGAAAUGCAGUCACCCACAAUAACCAAUUCCCACCUGUCCAACCAUGUAUCUCUCCCUGCCCCUCGCU